AUGUUACCCAAAGUAUUCACCAAGGUCAUCCUCACGUGCAUAUCUAGGACGCUGGAUGAAGCCCAGCCUCAAGAACAAGCUGGAUUCGAUCAGGGGUUCAGCUGCUUAGACCACAUCCAGACCAUGUCGAGAGUCAUAGAGGUUUGCCGAGGGCACCGCCUGCUCCUUGUUCUAACCGUCGACUAUGAGAAAGCCUUCGACAGCGUAGAAACGAAUACAAUACUGUCAGCGCUGGUCGAUCAAGGGGAUACGACAAGGCGAUACUAUAUCGUCGAGCUGUUCACUGCUGCAUUGCAAUGGAUAAUGAAAUCAUUUUCCUGGGAGGAAAGGGGCAUACGUGUUGAUGGAAAUUUUCUCUCGAACAUUCGUUUCGCGGACGACAUCGUUCUCUUUUCGAGCAGUACCAAUGAAGCAGAAACGAUGCUCAACGAAUUGAACGAAGCAGGGAAGAGAAUAGGACUACGAAUAAACAGAAAGAAGACACAGUUCAUGAAGAACGCCUACUGCGAGGACGGAGGAGUACAACUUGAAGGCUCCCAAAUCGUGGAAACUCCGUCAUACGUAUACCUCGGACGUUCUAUGAACAUGGAAAACGACUUGAAUGAAGAACUGAACAGAAGAAUGAGAGCAGCAUGA
Molecule: messenger RNA, 636 nt
Organism: Necator americanus (New World hookworm)
Lineage: Eukaryota; Metazoa; Nematoda; Chromadorea; Rhabditida; Ancylostomatidae
Exons: 2
Coding region: 1-636 (211 amino acids)
Source: RefSeq, a predicted model, not a curated record